This is a messenger RNA of Pipistrellus nathusii (Nathusius's pipistrelle), 2091 nucleotides long. The record is from the annotation of a GenBank genome assembly. NCBI's taxonomy places the organism in Eukaryota, Metazoa, Chordata, Mammalia, Chiroptera, Vespertilionidae.
AUGAUGUUCCGAGACCAGGUGGGCAUUCUCGCUGGCUGGUUCAAGGGCUGGAAUGAGUGUGAGCAAACAGUGGCCCUGCUGUCACUUCUGAAGCGGGUCACUCGCACCCAAGCUCGUUUCCUGCAGCUCUGUCUGGAACACUCUUUGGCGGACUGCAAUGACAUCCACCUGCUGGAGUCAGAGGCCAACAGUGCUGCCAUCGUCAGCCAGUGGCAGCAGGAGUCCAAAGAGAAGGUAGUGUCUCUCCUGCUGUCCCAUCUGCCCCUGCUUCAGCCACGCAACACGGAGGCCAAGUCGGAGUACAUGAGGCUGCUGCAGAAAGUGCUGGCCUACUCGAUCGAGAGCAAUGCCUUCAUCGAGGAGAGUCGCCAGCUGCUCUCUUAUGCCCUCAUCCACCCGGCCACCACACUGGAGGACCGCAACUCACUGGCCCUCUGGCUGAGCCACCUGGAAGAGCGGCUGUCUAGUGGCUUCCGCACCCGACCGGAACCCACUUACCACUCUCGCCAGAGCUCAGAUGAGUGGGGGGGGCCUGCAGAGCUGAGCCCCAGGGAGGCAGGGUCAGGCUGGCAGGACAAGCCACCCCGGGAAAAUGGACACGUUCCUUUCCACUCACCCAGCUCUGUGCCGCCAGUCAUCAACAGUAUUGGGAGCAACGCAAAUGCAGGUCUCCCCUGCCAAAUCCACCCCAGCCCUCUGAAGCGCUCCAUGUCACUCAUUCCCACGAGCCCCCAGGCCCCUGGUGAGUGGCCAAGUCCAGAGGAGCUCGGGGCUCGGGCUGCUUUCACCACGCCCGACCACGCACCCCUCUCGCCCCAGAGCAGCGUGGCCUCCUCUGGCAGUGAGCAGACGGAGGAGCAGGGCUCCAGCCGGAACACUUUCCAGGAGGAUGGCAGUGGCAUGAAAGAUGUGCCCUCAUGGCUCAAGAGCCUCCGCUUGCACAAGUACGCAGCCCUUUUCUCACAGAUGAGCUACGAGGAGAUGAUGACACUGACUGAACAGCAUCUGGAGUCUCAGAAUGUCACCAAAGGUGCCCGCCACAAGAUAGCCCUGAGCAUCCAAAAGCUGCGUGAGAGGCAGAGCGUCCUCAAGUCCCUGGAAAAGGACGUGCUGGAAGGAGGAAACCUGCGAAACGCUCUGCAGGAGCUGCAGCAGGUUAUCGUCACCCCGAUCAAGGCCUACAGUGUUCUCCAGGCCACUGUGGCCCCCACCUCCACCACCUCCACCUCCACUGCCAGGGAUGCGGGCCAGGGGGAGCCACUGCUGCCAGGUGCUGAGACUCCCCUGGCUCAUCCCAGCACAGACAAGGGCACUGAGGCCAAGGAUCCUCCAGCUGCAGAGAGCUACCCCCCUCCACCAGCUCCAGUUCCCACUGAUGGCAGCGAGCCAGCCCCGGCUCCCGUUGCUGACGGAGACAUUCCCAGCCAGUUUACACGGGUGAUGGGCAAAGUGUGCACCCAGCUGCUGGUGUCGCGGCCAGAUGAGGAGAACAUCACCGGUUACCUCCAGCUCAUCGAGAAGUGCCUGACUCACGAGGCUUUCACGGAGACACAGAAGAAACGGCUGCUGUCCUGGAAACAGCAAGUGCUAAAGCUCCUCCGAACCUUCCCGCGCAAAGCCGCACUAGAGAUGCAGAACUACCGGCAGCAGAAAGGCUGGGCGUUUGGCUCCAACUCACUCCCCAUAGCUGGCUCUGUGGGGAUGGGGGUGGCCCGGCGGACCCAGCGGCAGUUCCCAAUGCCUCCCCGGGCCCUUCCACCCGGCAGAAUGGGCCUUCUAAGCCCCUCGGGCAUUGGGGGCAUUUCCCCCAGACACGCCCUCACCAGCCCCAACCUUGGGGGCCAGGGCCGACAGAACUUAUGGUUUGCCAACCCUGGAGGCAGCAACAGCAUGCCCAGCCAGAGCCGUAGCUCUGUGCAGCGCACACAUUCGCUCCCAGUCCACUCCUCGCCGCAGGCCAUUCUCAUGUUCCCUCCAGACUGUCCGGUCCCUGGGCCUGACCUGGAGAUCAACCCCACUCUGGAGUCUCUGUGUCUGAGCAUGACAGAACACGCCUUGGGUGAUGGGACAGACAAAACCUCCACCAUCUGA